AUGUCCCCUGCGAACAGCACUAAACCCCUCCGCAUCGCCGUGAUCCCCGGCGAUGGCAUCGGCACAGAAGUCAUGCCGUACGGCAUCCGCAGCGUCCAAGCCGCCGCGUCUCUUUUCAACAUCCCCAUCGAGUUCACAUCCUUCGACUUCGCCAGCUGUGCCUACUACGCCAAACAUGGCGACAUGCUGCCCCCAGACUGGAAGGAGACCCUCGAAGCCUAUGACGCAAUCUACUUCGGCGCCGUGGGGCUGCCCGACCAGGUGCCGGACGACGUUUCACUGUGGGGAAGCCUGCUGAAGUUCCGCCGCGAGUUCGACCAGUACAUCAACCUUCGGCCGUGCCGGCUCAUGCCGGGCGUGAAGUGCCCCCUGGCCGGGCGCAAGACGGGCGACAUCGAUUUCUGGAUCGUCAGGGAGAACACCGAGGGCGAGUACAGCAGCAUCGGCGGGAAGAUGUUCGAGGGCACCGAUCGGGAGACUGUCAUCCAGGAGACGGUCAUGACCCGCGUCGGCGUCGACCGCGUGCUCAAGUAUGCGUUCGACCUCGCACAGAGCCGGCCGCGGAGGAAGCUCACCAGUGCCACCAAGAGCAAUGGGAUAUCAAUUACCAUGCCGUACUGGGACAGCAGGGUGAAGGAGAUGGCUACGAAGUAUCCUGAGGUGGAUGUCGACAAGUAUCAUAUCGACAUCCUGACUGCUCACUUUGUGCAGCGGCCCCAGAUCUUCGAUGUCGUGGUCGGCAGCAAUUUGUUCGGGGAUAUUCUAUCGGACCUUGGCCCGGCAUGUACUGGGACUAUUGGCAUCGCACCCUCGGGCAAUAUCAACCCGGACAAGAAAUUCCCCAGCUUGUUUGAGCCUGUCCACGGAAGUGCGCCGGACAUUGCUGGUAAGGGAGUUGCGAACCCGGUCGGUAUGAUCUGGGCGGGCUCUAUGAUGCUGCAGCACUUGGGUCAUCAAAAUGCCGCGGACGUGAUACUCAGGGCUAUCGAAGCUGUACUUGCACGGUCGGAAGCGGAUGUCAUGACGGCUGAUAUGGGAGGCAAGGGAACAACGAAGAGUCUUGGCGAGGCCGUGGAACAGGAGAUCCUGGCCAACAAAACUCAGUGA
Diaporthe amygdali is the source of this 1107-nucleotide messenger RNA. RefSeq lists its product as uncharacterized. Bases 1 to 1107 code for a protein of 368 amino acids. The transcript has a single exon. NCBI's taxonomy places the organism in Eukaryota, Fungi, Ascomycota, Sordariomycetes, Diaporthales, Diaporthaceae. The record is from RefSeq and is a predicted model, not a curated record. Gene Ontology annotation, molecular function: NAD binding; oxidoreductase activity, acting on the CH-OH group of donors, NAD or NADP as acceptor; magnesium ion binding.